Medioppia subpectinata is the source of this 2595-nucleotide messenger RNA. NCBI's taxonomy places the organism in Eukaryota, Metazoa, Arthropoda, Arachnida, Sarcoptiformes, Oppiidae. The record is from the annotation of a GenBank genome assembly.
CGUUUUAUUGAAGACGAAGAUAACAGAUCUGAUCGUUCGUUAACACCGUAUUUGUCGGACGUGUCGGACGACAAGCCGUCGCGAACCAAACCCGGGCCGCACUCUAGCAAAGCGUCAUCGCGUGCGGGCCCGGCCUCGUCAAAGCCCGGACCCAAGUCUAGCAAAGCCGCGCCCAAACCCGGACCCAAAUCAAGUAAAGCAUCGGCUCCGGCGGCCGCCAGACCCGGCCCUAAGUCUAGCAAAAUAGGGCCCAAAUCGUCGAAGAAAUCCGAUUACAUUGCACUCGAUUCUGACGCGUCGGACGCCGAAGACUACUACACGUCGAGCGCGCGCUCGCGAAGAAGUGGCGCCAAAGCAGUCAAUUAUGACGACACUAAUGAGAGGACGUCAACCAUAUAUAGCAGCUCUAAGACCAAACCCAAAGCGGCCGCCAAACGAAAGCCAGCCGCGAGAACUACAGCUAAACAAUUGGCAGAUGAGGUGCAGUCGGCCAUCGAUUCAAUCACUCCAUCCUUUGAUUCGGACGACAAUGUGUCGUAUGGGAAGAGCUAUUCAAACAACAUAUUCAGCUCCACUUCGGACUACUUGUUGUCACCGAAAAUGGUUUGGCGUGAGUUCGACGCCGAUAUCAUUCAAGUGGACGAAAACUAUUACCCGACGUCAAGCAUAGACGCUAUGGUGACCACUGAUCCCAAAGUGUCGUUCAAACUCACUCCAGACUAUAUCAUUAAACCAUAUCUGGAGCGAUACGAUAAUAAUCAGGACUACUGGGACACCGUUCGCGCGGAGUUGGAUCUCGGACUCAAUGGCGGCGGCAGUGGAGGCGGUGGUGGUGUCCGGAAGGGCCGCACCGGUGGCACCAAAAGUAAGGGUGCGCUUAAAGAUUUUUAUACUUUACCGCAAUUGAAUGAGAGGGCGAUAUCUAAAAGCCCCGAAAGGCCGGCGCCGGCCCCGAAAGCCACUGCCGCUAGUAAAAAGUCCGCCACCAAAAAGCCAUCCAAUAGAGCGGCGGACGAAGUGGCGAGACUCGUGUCCGAGGCGUCAGAUUUAAUUAAUAAACCGUUGGGCAAAAGGGGCGCCCAAUCCAAACCGGUGGCGAAGGCCACUCCGGCCCCCAAACCCAAAGCGGCGCCAGUGGUCGCUAAGAAAUCUGUGCCGCCUAAAGCCGUCGGCGGCUCUAAGUCUAGGUCGAGCGCUAGUAAAUCGAAAUCGCGUGCGAAGAGCGGCGGCGGUGCAAAAGCCGGCGUUCGCGACACUUCCCGAAACCGUAACUCUAAGCGGUCGUCGGCGAGACAGCGGGUGCCGCGCGGUGUGACCAGCGCUACGGUGUUUAACGCCAUUAGCAUUCCCUUCUAUGAGUCAGACAUUGUGUCCGUCACUGAUCUGACGGGACAUAAGAAACGCUCUCAUCUGAAAUCUCUGUGCGACGACUUCGAGCUAAGUGUCGACAAACUGCCCGAACGCUAUCUGAACCGUUAUCGUCACCACGAGAUCAGUCCAUUCCUGUUCGACAAUAUCUAUUACAACGACUACAGCGGUCUUCUGCCCGACGAAGAGUCGCAGUUCACUCAGGAUGUGCUGAUUGUUAUGAAAGAGUUGGUCUCGUCUGUGGUGUCGGUCUCGCAGUGUGUGAAUCAAAUAGUGAAAGACGUGGAGCAAGAGAUAGAGCCGCAGCCUAUGAUAGACAUUGACGAGUACUACGAGUCACCCGUCGAUGAGGGCAGCAAUGACUGGAAUUAUGAAGAAGAGGAACAGGAAGUGAUUGGCAUCGCUGUCGAUGAGUACGGCGUGGCUAUCGGUGCCGUUGAGAAGAACAAUGACCAGAGCUAUGAGACGACGGCCAAUGUGUUUGAGAAUGGGAUCAACGGAACGGCUGAUCCGUUAAGUGAGGCAUUGCUGAAGACUUUCGGUGAAGAUAAUGACGACAACAACUCUAAUGACGGGGAAGUGAACGGCGAAACUGUUCCCAAUAACGGCGAAGAAGAGGAGGGCCAGCAGGAGGUGGAAGAUAAUGGAUAUGAAAGCCACUGCCAAAGGGCUGUGCAACACAGCGAUGACGAAGGCAUUGAAGAGUCUAACGAACAAAUAGCCCAAGAAGUGGAGAAGUUGUGCGCUGACACUCAACCACUACAACACCGUUACUCCGAAAUCACUCCAUUGGAGAACUCGAAUGAUUCUUCUGUUGAACAAAACGCCGCCGAAUAUCAGACCAAUCAAUACGAAGGACAGGAAGAGGGGGAAGAAGAUGAUGAGGAGGAGGACCCGAACUCUAACCAAUCAAACGGUCUGCCCGGCGAUCAAUGUCUGGAGCCGUUCUCCACGGAACCGGUGAGUCAGCCGAGUCCACUGCGACAGUUCCGUAUGUCGUCGACCAACUAUAACACACAAGUGUACGACCCGUACAACAGCGGAUCAGCACCGGCUCAGAGUCAGCCGCAGUACCACCAGAACCCACUUCAGAAUCCAAUUGUGCCAACACUACAGGUGCCGCACAACACAGUCGGUCACUAUCCCAACGCUAACCUCUUCGCCGCGCAACAGAAUGAUCUCGUCGUCCACGUAAUCGACGGUCAGCUCCGGGUGGGCGGCGCUCAU